Messenger RNA from Amyelois transitella, 720 nucleotides. RefSeq lists its product as uncharacterized. The record is from RefSeq and is a predicted model, not a curated record. Bases 1 to 720 code for a protein of 239 amino acids. The transcript has 3 exons. Lineage: Eukaryota; Metazoa; Arthropoda; Insecta; Lepidoptera; Pyralidae.
AUGGGAUUUGAAUAUUCAACCUGGUCAUUUACUGAAGCGGGCCACGGUAAAGGUGUCGCUGACGGAAUUGGUGGCGCUACAAAAAGAGCAUUAGAUCGCCAAGUGGCAUUUGGUAAAGAUAUAACAAACGGCUCAGAAGCUUAUGAUAUUUUGAAUAAGUGUAUGACAUCUGUGAAAUGCUGGCUGAUACCCAAUUCCGAUAUAGAAAAUUUAACUAAAAUUGUUCCCGACAAUCUAUCUCCUAUAGUUGGUACUAUGCAGAUACACCAAGUUGUUUCAUAUUCUGAAGGUCAAAUUCAAUACAGUUUGUCUUGUUUUUGCGGUGUUGACAGAGGUCUUUGUGAAUGCUACGAAUUGAAAACCCAUAUCUUUAAUAAAAAAAAUGAGAAAGCAUGGAAUGCAAAUAGAUCUAGAGAGGUUCCAGAUCCAAAAGUAUGUUUCCAUGAAGAACAGAUUGAUGAAGAAGAAGACUGCCUUGAAAAUCUACCAUUAGUGGAAAUGGAUGUAAAGAUCUUAGAUAAUUCAGAUUUGAGUAUUGAGCCUAUUCCUUUAUCUGUAGAGAACAAAAUUAACAAGCCGAAUGAUGAAAUUGAAAUGAUUGAUCUAAGUGAUAACGACAAUCAACAAAAAAUUGAUGAAGACUUUGAAGAAGACUUUUUUAAAAACCUACCAUUAGCGGAUAUCGAUGUAAACAUAACACAGGUCUACAAAAUAAAAUAA